This is a messenger RNA of Cercopithifilaria johnstoni, 2484 nucleotides long. The record is from the annotation of a GenBank genome assembly. NCBI's taxonomy places the organism in Eukaryota, Metazoa, Nematoda, Chromadorea, Rhabditida, Onchocercidae.
AUGGAAUUAAGCGGAUCUGAUUUUAGUCCGGUUUUGGAUGAUUUUAUGCGAGAAUUCGACUGCGACCCAUCUGAUCGUGAAGAUCUCUCUUGGUUCUUUUUGGAAGAUUGCAGAGCUCUUAAAGUUGAUGCAAGGAACGAGAUUGAACGAAUUCGUAAAAAAUAUGUUAAACGAAGUGAAAAAAGAGCUGCCCAGUUUGCGGACAUAGUACGUCGACUGCAAAAACGACCAGAUUUGAUAGAUGCAGACGAACUGGUUCUAUUUCUCAUAGCGUAUGCCUCGGAACAUCAGUAUGCUAGGAAGGCUGAGCGAGAUGCAAAGCUAGUAGCGGCAAAUUCGAACUCUAAUAGUGCGUUGGAAACACCGAUAUCCCGACAGCGUACCACCAGAUUUACUUUAAGUCAUUCGGCAACACCGAGUUCCGGGAGUAGCAGACAAAGCCUUUUCUCAUCGAGACAUAUACGGCUUUUAAGUCCACAGACUUCUUCACUUACUGGACGAGCAGCGCAUCUCACAGUUUUAUGUGAAGAGGAAUUGACAAGACAUGUACUGAUGGCUUUGCAAGGUAUCGAAGGUACUUACAUUAUAUGUCGCGGUGAUAAACAAGCUGAGUUACGAUUAGGCGACAUGCUUGCAGUCGACGACAUUUUACGCCUUCAGCUGUUACGAUUAUUACCCAUUGCAAACGCCUAUUUGUAUUUACGACGUGAGUCGCAAAAGCCAUCCUCGGAUCGUCUUGUCCGGGCUUUCUCUACAGGUUUAUCCGAAGUAUUAUCCAGUUACAUGUGCCUCAUUUCUAUGUUGUAUACGAAGUAUAUAUCCAACCCUGGAUCGUUUACUUGUUUGGAUAUUGCGAUUGCGUUGUCCAGCUGGGAGAUCUUAUUGCCCCUUCUGUCAAAACUUGUUUCUAUUUUUGAAGGCCUCAAAGGGAUGCAUAUUUUCAACAUGCUUUGCUCAUUUUAUUGGGGCACUGCUAAUCAAUUUAUCCAACAAUUUUUGCAAGUAUUGCUGCGCCCUAUGAUGUAUAUUUUUCAUGAAUGCCUUCAUAGCUGGCUCGUCUAUGGGCGUUUGAUGGAUCCUGGCUUCCAAUGGAUGAUUGAAUUACAAAACAAAUGGUCAGUUGAAAAAAAUUGGUCAAAUGAGUAUAAAAUAGUGGAUAAUGCAGUACCAAUAAUCUUCCAACAUUUCGAAGGACUCAAAGAAAAGAUUUUCGUUGUUGGAAAAACUGUAGCUUUGCUGGAAUUGAUGGGCAUGGAAGACGACGAUUUGCCUGAAAGACAGCGCAUAUUUUCAUCAGUUGAUUCAUUGAAAUGCUAUUUAUGUAUCUCGAGCGGUCUUCAACUUUGGUAUGCUGUUAAAAAAUUAUCUCAUCGAAUGAGUGGCAAAGUUUCGCAGAAUAUCGUUCAAAAGUAUAACUUUCAUGCCCAUAUAUUGGCUAUUGAGCGACAUUAUUUGUUGAACGAUGAAUGUUUUGCAUUAACCUUUUACGAAAAAUUGAAGAAAGAAGCAAGUAAUGACAGUGAUAUGUUAAAAUUGGAUUCCCAGCAAGUUUCUCAGGCGUUCAGUGCAGCUAUUCAACAGUGCAAUAGUUGGCCAAAAGAGAUUUUAAAACAAGCAACAAUCGACGCAACUUGCGGUUUGAUGGAAGAAUUUAACGAAACAGGAGGUUCUUCUCAUCUUGUCGCAAGUCCUCGAGAUCAAAGUGGUUGUGCAACAAUCCGUUUGAACUAUGAAUCCAAAAUCCCCAUUUCAAUUGUUCUGAAUAAAAGUGCCAUGGAACGUUAUGAAAAAGCUUUUGAAUUUAUAUGGCUUUUACUUUCAACUGAUUUUCAACUUACUGCCACUUUGCAAGAUCACCACUGCUUUAUGAAGAAUGAACCGUUGUCUGAUGCGACAUUGAUCGUGAAUAUAUUCACAGUGUUUUUUGCUCGAAUGUCUCAAGUUCUGAGCACUGUGCGGUCCUACGUCUCACGUAAUACUGUAUUACGUCUUCGAUCAACCUUGUUUCUGGAAAUGGACAAUGUUGGUGAUCUAGAUGGUCUCAUAGAGGCACAUAACCGAUAUCUUGGUCAACUUGAAAAAGGCCUUUUCUUGAAUGAAGAAAGCAUGGCGCUGCAUAACUUGUUCUGUGUAAUUUUUUCAUUAAUAACAGAUCUUCUCGGAUACUAUUCCGAUUUUCGAUCAGAGAUGGUCGAUACAAUUGAGGCCCGCAAACGUUUUAGUGAGCAACAAAAAAAGUUAACUGGGAAAGAUUUUUAUGAUACCAAAUUUUUCGAGCAAGAAGAAGAACGCAUUCGUUUGGAGGAAUUGCAGCAACAUUUGGAAGAAUAUUAUCGGCCAAAAGUGAAAACUCUAAAUUCGAAAUUUGUGCUUCUUAUGCGGGAUGUACUCAAUAUUUUAACAACGCCACCGCGCAAAUCACAUUAUGUUGAACUCGCACUGCAGCUAGAUUUAACUGACUUUUAUCGGCAUUGUGAAAUUUAA